Molecule: messenger RNA, 820 nt
Organism: Rattus rattus (black rat)
Lineage: Eukaryota; Metazoa; Chordata; Mammalia; Rodentia; Muridae
Gene: Cenps
Product: centromere protein S
Exons: 5
Coding region: 65-475 (136 amino acids)
Biological process (GO): resolution of meiotic recombination intermediates; replication fork processing
Cellular component (GO): FANCM-MHF complex; Fanconi anaemia nuclear complex
Molecular function (GO): protein heterodimerization activity; chromatin binding
Source: RefSeq, a predicted model, not a curated record
CCGUCGCAGAGGUAGAGCGGGAAAGUCGGAGGACUGUGGCGGCCUGCCGGGGCUGUCGGCAGUGAUGGAGGAGGUGGAGGCUGAGGAGCAGCAGCAGUACUCUCACCGGCAGAGACUCAAGGCAGCAGUUCACUACACGGUCGGCUGUCUCUGCCAGGAGGUGGAGCUGGACAAACAGGUGCACUUGAGCAAACAGACCAUUGCGGCCAUCUCCGAGGUCACUUUUCGACAGUGCGAAAAUUUUGCCAAAGACCUUGAAAUGUUUGCCAGACAUGCGAAAAGAAGCACAAUUACCACUGACGACGUGAAGCUCUUAUCGAGGCGGAGUAAUUCACUGCUAAAAUACAUUACAGAGAAGAACGAAGAGAUCACACAGCUUAACCUGGAACGAAAGGCCAAGAAGAAAAGGAAGUCGGAGGAUGAAGGCAGGAGCUCUAGGGAGCCCGGGGCUGAAGAGCUGGGCGAUGAAAGUUAAGUCCUGGCCGCUUGGAAAGGAAGCCUUCAGCGGGAAGCGGCGUGCACGCCGUGAGGGCUCUGAGGGGAUGAGGACGGACGUUUGAAGAAAGUACCGAGUGGUGGGCAGCUGUUUGUCUGCCUGUUUGAAGUCACUCCAAGAGCUGGGAAUUCUGGCAAGGCCACCCCCAGACUUCACCUGCACAGGAAAGGCUUGCGCUCUGGGGGCACGCUGUUACUUAGUGACUGGUAAAAUGGCUUAGCAAUCAGAUGCGCUGGCUGUUGGGGGCGAGCUUAGUCCUUCACUGUUUACUUCCUAGGCCAAACGCAGGUCUCUGAAGGCUGAAUAAAGUUGUGUUUGCUGGGC